GCCAAACAGUUCCCCAAACCUUUUUGUUCACGCAUCCGAUGUCGACGAUGAAGAUGGAUACUUGGCUGCGGAAGUAUAGAGGCAUGCAGGCCCUGAAAACGGAAGAUGAGGACGAAGACUCUCUGCCUCUGUCCUUCGAGAAGAAGCAGAAGACGACCUGGCCGUGGUUGCCCUUGGCCUGCACCCUCCUGCUUGCCGCAUCCGCCGUCUCCUUCAACAUGCGGUGGUAUCGCGGCAUCUCGGGCGACCCCAUCGACCUCCCUCCGCUGCAGUACACCUUUACCGACCAUCCAGAGAUGCGUCCGUUCGACCAAGAGACGUCGGACAUCUGGCUCCCAUGGGGCCGGGACCAUUGGUGGAGCAUGGAAUGGAGAGACCCGAGCGGCGCCCACCUGACGCAAGGCAUCGACAUGCUCCAUAAGCUACACUGCCUCGUCUCCAUCCGGGAGGAGUUCACGAUGAUGGCGACGGACAAGAACCGACGGGUGUUCUUCAACGACAAGACGGCAGAGUCCAUUACCCGUAGAAUGCACAUCAAGCAUUGUUUUGACUUCAUCCGUGGGGACAUCCUUUGUGGGGCAGACGCGACUGUUGAGCCCUUGGAUCCAGGCUACACCAGAAGCGACGGCUUGGGGGUAGAGCAUCAGUGUCGCAAUUGGGAUGUGGUGAUGAAGUAUGCCGCGGCAAAUGACUACUUCCCAGACCAGCUCAAGGGGCUGAAGUAAAUGAUUACCCCGGUGCCUUAAUCAGGUAGAGGUAGACAAGAAAUGGGAGUAAUUGUACCAAGUAAUACUUGCAUCAAGCAAAGUAUUCAUGCUCCUCUAGCGAGACAAGAGCUUGUGUUGUGGCGAUGCGCUAUGUUAGGUGAAGA
Messenger RNA from Cryphonectria parasitica EP155, 871 nucleotides. RefSeq lists its product as uncharacterized. The transcript is spliced from 2 exons. Gene Ontology annotation, biological process: mycotoxin biosynthetic process. Lineage: Eukaryota; Fungi; Ascomycota; Sordariomycetes; Diaporthales; Cryphonectriaceae. The coding region runs from base 39 to 725 and encodes 228 amino acids. The record is from RefSeq and is a predicted model, not a curated record.